AUGAGAUCGUACGAAAGGAAAAAGAAAAAAAAGACCGCAAAAACAAGUUCACAUGGUAGAAAUAAGUGGACUAGUAAUAAAAGCAAAUAUAGUUAUAAAAAGAAAAAAAAAAAUUUGGUUAAUUCAAAUUAUAAUUUACUCAACUAUCUUCAAAGGGAACACAUAAAUGAAAACAUAAAAAAUUUAGGUGAAUAUUUGAGCCAUUCAGAUGUAAAUAUAUGUGAAAAGAACAUAAAUAAAGCGGACAAAAGUAAAAAUAUACCAUGUGUUACUUCAAAAGAUAUAAAUAUUGUUAAUGGAAAUAUUAAUAAAGAGAAAAAGAUAAAAAUAAAACAAAAAAAAAAAAGAAGAAGAACAAACAAAGAAAGUGUUUGUAUUCCUAAUGUUAAGGAAGAAAAAGAUGUGCCCAUUUUGUAUUCUAACAAGGAAAUAAUAUUAUAUAAAAAAAAUGAAAGUGAUAUUAUUAAUAGAGCCAAUAUUACUAGAAAAAAUAUUGAUAAUGAUAAUGUUGAUAAGAACAAUGUUGAUAAAUAUAAUAUGAAUCACAAAGAAAAAAAAAGAAAUUGUUGUUCUAACACAAAUAAAAACAACAUUUCAAUUGCAAAUAAAAUUAGAAACAAUAAAUGGAUAAAUAAAAGGAACAUUUUUGAACAAAAACAUAAAAAAAUAUACCAUAACAUGUUUAAAUCAGAAGAUAUAAGUAAUCAAAAUUAUAAACCACAAAAUUUUAAAAACGUUAUAAUUCAACAUGAACAUUCCAGUGAAUGCUCCAAGAGAUCACAUGAAAAAAAAAAAAAAAAAUUAUAUUAUAGUAGUACUUUACAUACUAAUUUUGGAAGAAUAAAGAAAAAUAAUACAUUAUUCCAGGAAUAUGAAGAAAAACAAAAUGAAAUUAUAAAUAAAAAAUAUUAUAUGUUCCAUAGUACAGAUAUAGCUAAUAAUAAUGCAAAUUUAUACGAUAACCAAAUUAAUAAUAAUUAUGAAGAGGAAGAAAAAAAUGAAAAAACAAUCUCAAAUGAUUUCUUAGAUAACAUAUUACCUGUAGACAAAAUAAUACAAUAUGUAGAUGAUAUAUCAAUAGAAGCCCUUGUAUAUAUAUUAAACACAUUAGACAUAACUAAUUCGACAUCUUUAAUAGAAAGAUUACCACAUAGAUAUUAUAAAGAAUAUCUGAUGUUCACAAAUAAUAUUAAACGAAUUAUAGAACUUAUGGAAAAUAUAAGUAAUGAAAAAUUGGGAAGCUUUUUUAUUACAUAUAAAGAAGAAAAAGAUAUAUGUAAAUAUAUAAAUAUAUUAUCAUUAGAAAAGUUAAAUACUAUUUUAAAUUGUUUUCAUAUUGAUAAUUAUAAAGAGUUUAUAUUACUAUUUGAUGAAUAUAAACUUUUGGAAAUAUUAAACACACUUUCCAUAAGUACUUGUUUACAUAUUUUAUUAAAUAUAUCUCAAAAGAAAUUAAGAUACAUAUUUGAUAAUAUAAAUGAAGAAAAAUUAAUUAUGUUAAUAAAUGAAGUACCUUUAUGUAAAUUUUAUUAUAUUAAUGAAUGUAUACCAAUUCCAAAAAUAGGUUCUUUAUCUAAUAAUAUAUGUUAUGAAAAAUUAUAUCAUCUUCAUAAUUCUCUAUCUAAUAAUAAAAAUAUACAUCAUAUAACCUGUAAUUUAUCUAUACAUAUUAUUAUUCAACUUAUAAUUGAUUUACCUAUAUAUAAAGCUAUACAAAUAUUGAAGACGAUAUCAUUAGAAAAAAUAGCACAAUGUAUUAUGUUUAACAAAAAUUGUUUUAAUAUAUAUGACAUAUUAUAUAAAGCAUUUCAUAUAGAUAAAAUUGUACAAAUAAUAAUUCAUUUGGAUAAUGAUGUUAAUAAUAUUAAUAUUUUAUUAAAUUUAGCUAACUACACUGAUAUAAUACAUUAUAUUAAUUAUAUAUCUUUUAAUAAAUUUAAAUCAUUUAUAGACAAAUUACCUAUACCUUUUCUCAAAAAAAUUAUAAAUGAUAUAUCUCUAAAAAAAAUCAUACAAUUUUUUAUGAACAAUAAAAACGAAAAAAAAGUUAUAAUAUGUUUUUAUCAACUAACAAUUAAAAAUCUUAAUUCGGUUGUGCAAUUAUUACCAGUAAAAAACGUAGCACGUUUGGUUAUACCUUCUCAUAUGGAUCUUCAUUCGAAAGAAACAAAAAAAAUUAUGAACCGUUUAGAUGCAAAAAAUAUGGUCCAUUUCUUAAAUAAUUUAAAUGAUAAUGAAUAUAAAUAUAUUUGUAAUUAUAUACCUCUUGAAAAAAUUCAUAAUUUACUUAAUAAUAGUACAUUUGCAAAUUAUGAAAAGUGUUACAUUGUGAUUUUAUAUCUGCCCAUGCGAAAAUUAAUAGAUACAUUUCACACAUUAAAUGAAGAAAAGAAAUUUGGUAUAUUAGAACGCAUACCCUCUUAUAUUAAAGAUACUAUAAUAUGUAAUAUAUAUGAUACUACCCAAAAAUUUAUAUACCUAAUGAACCCAAUACAACAAAUAUUUAUUUCAUGUAUGUUAUUUAAGCUCAAUAGGAUUUUUGGUAAUCACUACAAAAAAAAAAAUAUAAAUAACGAAAAAAAAAAAGAUAAUAAGAAAAAUACGAAGAAAUAUAUUACUUUAUAUUCAAUAAGAAACAAAUUUUAUGAUAUUAUAAAAAACAUAAAUAUUAAAAAGUAUCAUAUAUUUUUAAAUCAAGUAUCUUGUAACAAAAUUAUAGAAACACAAAAUAUUAUACAUAAUAAAAGGAAUAAAAAAAAAUAUGAACAUGAACAAAUAGUACAAGAUCUUUUUUUUUAUUUUAAUAUUUAUCAGUAUGUAAAGAAAAAAAAGAAAGAAAAAGUUUUACAUGUAAAAAGAAAUAUACCAUUAAUUGUUCAAAAUCAUGAUAAGGUAAGGCCAAAAAUAUUGAAUAAUAUAAAUUCUGCAAUAACAUGUAUAUCAGAUCCUAUGUUAUCAAAUGAUACUUCUUAUAAGAAUAGUUAUUUAUAUAAUAAAUCUUAUAUCACGAAAAAAAAAAAUUCAAAUGACCUACUAAAUAAUAUUAAAAGUAAUAAUAAUAAUAAUAAUAAUAAUAUAUAUGAAGACGGAAUAGCACCUAACAACAAUGAAAACCAUUAUAUUGAUCUUUCUAAGAGAGAGAAAAUUCUUCCUAUUAAAACAUAUAACAUAAAAAAUAAGACUUCUACUAAUAUAUAUUACAAUCAAAACAUCUCGUUAAAUAAUAUUUGCCAUGGGAAAAAUAUAAAUAAGGAUAUGACAAAACAUGUCAAAAUACAUAAGAAAGAAAAUUCAUAUCUUCCUAAAAGUAGACACAGUUUAUAUAUUUUUUUAAUACACCUUAUCAUUGUUAUAAAAAAACAUAUACAAGACGAAAAUGACAGAAAAAUUAAUUUAAAAACAUCAUAUGAUAUAAAUUAUACUCCAAAUGAUGAUAAUAAUAAUAAUUAUUAUUACAACAAUAAUCAUAAUAACAAUCAUAGUAACCUAUUGUCGAAUACAUCGUCAACUUACCAAAAUGAUUACAAUAAAUUUAUUUUUUAUCAUGUGAGAAAAAUAAUGAAGAAUAUAUUUUUUAGCGUAAGAAAAAUUCUACAAAUGAAAAAUCGUUCAAAUAUUAUAAAAAAUAUAUCAAUAUUUCAUAUUAUGAAUGCUGAUUUAUUACCAUAUAUGAUAAACGAAAAUUAUAAUAAUAUAUUUUACGAUAUAUCAAAUAAUAUAAAACAUACUGAAAAAAUAAAUCAUAAUCCCAAUAUAUCUGAUAACAGAAACCAUUUACAAGAAUACAAAAUUUUUAAUAUGAUUGAAGAUUCAACCGAAUUUUUUGAUACUAAUAAUAAUUGUGUAGUUAUAGAAAACAAACAUACAAAUAUAAUGGAUACUUCAAAAGAGAAUGAAAAUAUAUUUAGUCUAAAAGAUGAUAUACCUAUAAUAGAAGAUACGAACAAUGAUAUAGAAUUAGAAAAUGAACAAAUAGUAAACGACAUAUGUGUACAAAAAAAAAACAAAAAUAGUAAUCCUCUUUAUUAUGUUUCCCUUUUAUUUAAUAAGCCUAAUUCACUUCCAUAUCUAAUUAAAAAUAAUAUCGUAAGAAUUGAGAAAAAUGAUAAAAAGUACAAAAACUUUUUUUUUUUCAAAACAGCUAAUAUAUGUGAUACUAUAAAAAAUGAGGAAUGUGAAUCAAAUACCCAAGGAGAUAAUAUUAAAGAUUAUAUAUUAACAACUAGUAAUAUAUUCAAAAAAAAUCGGAAAAAUAUAUUAAAUAUUUAUAAUAAGGAUACAAAAAUUGACAAUGAUAUUGAUAAGGAAGAAAGUGAACAAAUAAAUAGUAAUAAUAUAAAUAAUUUAUAUUGUAAUACAAAUGUUGAGUCACAUAAUAAUAAUAAUAAUUACAGAAACAAUAAUAAUAGGAAGAAGAAGGACAUACAAAAAAGUAAAUUCAACGAUUUAAGAUAUAAAUGGAAAUUAUCACAUAUUUCAGCAAAAUAUAAAAACAAAAUAUAUAAAAUAAAUAAUAAUAUUAAUGGAGAGAAAAAAAAUGUGUAUUGUCUUAAAUUCAUAUUUGUAUUAAAUAAUGUUUGUGAUUUGGAUAAAAGGAAUAAUGAUAACAUUAAUUUAACCCUUAAUUUUUUUAUUACAAAAAAAAAAAAAAGACUCCUUAAUAUAUAUAAACAGAAAAUUUUAGAUUCUUCCUUAGAUAUCCAAAUAAACAAUGAAAAAUAUAAAAACAAAAUAAUAAACUUUAGUACUAAUAUUAGUGAUACCACAUGUUAUAUAAAUUCAAAUAUUGUCAAUAUAAAAUUUGAUAAAGAACAAAAAAAUAAAUUGGAAUAUUUAUAUUCAUUAAUAAAUGAGGAGGAUCCAUCGAAUAAAAACCUUUUUAACAAAACAAAAUGUGAUACAUAUAUAAAUGACGAUGGUAAUAUGAAUGUGGAUAAUGUUCCUUAUCAUCAUAAACGUGAUGACUAUAUAAAUAAUGAUAAAUAUAAUUAUAAUUACAAUUACAAUUACAAUUACAAUUAUGAUGAAAAAGUAUCAUUUAAUCAAUUAAAAAAUAAUACUGUUGAUCAUAAUGAAAAUAAAAAUAACAACAUGUUAUCAGAAAAAUCCAUAUCUAAUCUUUUGAAUAAAAAUAUUAUUCUAUUUUGGAGUUGUAAAAAUAUAGGAUAUAUCUUUUUAAAUACAGAGAAUUCUCUUCAUAUAAAUAUUCAAGAUAUUUCACAUAAUUUAUACAUACAAAUAGACAAGUAUAAUUAUAACACACAUAAGAAUUAUUUUAAUAAUAAUAAUAAUAAUUAUUACAAAAAAGGUACAUAUAUAUUUUUAAACAGAUUUGUAAAAGAAAAGAUACAUUUUAGAAAAUUAAAAGAAGCCUUUUCAAAGAUAAUUGAAAAUAAAAAACAGAAAAAGAAAGGGGUAUGUAAAUCUUUAUUGGAAGAAAAUAAUAAUGAGAACUUUCAUAAAUGUAAAGACGGUGAAAAAAAAAUAAAAUAUAAAAAUGUAAUUAAUGUAACAAAUAAAAAUGGUUCUGUUGAAGAUAAUAAUUCUUUAAAUAAAUAUGAAAAUAGUACAAAUACAGAUAUAUUAAAAUUCAUACAUAUAAACAUGGAAAAGAAUUAUAAAUCGGAACAAAAUAAUGCUGAAGAUAAUAUGAAUGAAGAUAUUAUUUAUUUUGGUGAUGAUAAGUAUGAAUUUUUUAAUGAUACCAAUAUAUUAGAAAAGAAAAAUAUAAAUCAGAAAAAUAAUGAAAUAUCUAUAAUAGAUAAACAAAUAUAUCAUGAUAUAGGUAUAGAUAUAGAUAAAGAUAAAGAUAACUAUUUAAUUCAAUAUGAUCAGAAUAUAAAAAGAAAAAAUAGUUUAAUAUUUAUGAAUAAUACAAAUGAUACAUGUUCGAAUAAUAUGUUUUAUGAACAAUCUAAAAGGGAUGAUCCUAUUAAUGAAUCUUAUUAUAAACAUCAUAAUAGUAUAGUUGUUAAUUAUUUUAAUAAUGUAAUUAGAGAAUCUAAUAAAAUAUUGUCAGAAAAAAGAAAUAACAUUAAUAAACAAAUAAGAGAAGAAAUAAUAAAUUUAAAUGAAAAAUCUAUACAUUCAUUGGAUUCAAAUGAAAAAGAAAAAGUACAUCAAAUUAUUAGUAAUGAAUAUAAUAAUAUUAUGGAACAUGAGUUAAGAAAAAUUCGUAAUCCUUAUUUAUGUGAUAUGUAUCAAUUUCUUAAAUACAGUUAUACAAAAGAGGAAUUUAAUAUUAUAUUAUAUUUAAAAAAAAGAAACAAAAAAUUAAAUAAAAUCAAAGAUAUGUCGAAUAUAAAAAUGAAUGUUUCAAAAAAAAUUAUGAAUAAUGGUAAUAAUAUUAUUGAUGUACAAAGGAAUGGAAAAUUUGUCCCUCAUAUUUUUAAUGAUAAUCAUAUCUUCAAAUUAAAAUUAGUCACCCUUGUAGAUAAUGAAUUAUGCGAUUAUAAAUUAUAUAACAACAAAAUUAAUAAUAAUAAUAAUAAUAAUAAUAAGGAAACUUUAUGGUUUGAGGAAAAUUUAAGAAAGAUCAAUUUAAGUUUUCAUUCUUCUCACAUUUUUGCUAGUAAUCCUUUUAUUGUUUCAAGGGAACAUUUUUUAUCAGAUCAGAAAACCCAAAAUAAUAGUACAGCACAAAUAAUACAAGAUAAUAAUAAUAAUAAUAAUAAUAAUGGGGAUAGAAAAAAGGAAAAUAACAUAUAUAAUGAAAAUGAAGAAUGUAUAAUUAACAAUAAUAUAUUUGUCAAAGGAAUUAAUAAAAAUACUUCAUUCUAUAAUGAGAAAUAUACUACACAAACAGAAAAUAAUAAAGAUUAUAAAAAUGAAAUGUUGUCCUUAAGCAACAUAAGUUAUAAUGAAAUAAUGAUACAAAAAUGUAUUGAAAAAGACGAGGUAUUUAAAAACUGUAGCAAUUUAGAAAAGGCGAAAAAUUUACAAAAUGAAGAAAGAUGCCUAAGUAUAAAAGAAAAAUAUAUAGCAAACAAUAAUAAUAAUAAUAAUAAUAAUAUUUAUGAUAUUUUAGAUAAUAACCUUUUCAAAGGAUUAUUUAUAAAGGAUGAUAUAAAAAUGAGUAAGCCAACCAUACAAGACAUUUUGACAAGUUCUGACACAAAUACCUUAUACAAGAAUAAAGCAUUUUCUAAUCAUAAAGAAGAGAUACAAUCUCUAAAUACAGAAAAAAUAAUAAAUAAAAUAUAUAUACCAAAAUAUUCUUCUGAUGUUGUUAGAAAAGUGUCCAAUAAUUUUUCAUGUAUUAAUCAAUCAACUAAUAUGCCAAAUAUAUUUUCCAAUAGUACUGGAAAUAUGAAGAGGAUUAAAGAAAAGAAUAAAAUUAUGAACAAUUCAAAUAGUAUAUUAUCAGAUGUAUCAGAUAUUUUCAUUAAUUAUAAUGAUAGUAAUAAAGAGGUAGAAAAAAAUAUGAAUAGUGCCUAUUUUAAUAAAUUAAUUAUUCCUAUUCCUGGUGAUCAUGUGAAUAUAAAUUUUAUUGAGAAAAAAGAAAUACAUUUGGAUGAUAAUUAUAUAAAUAUUAAUUCACAUGAAGAAAAUAAUAUAAAUACAUCCCAUAUUAUUAAGAAGUCACAUGUAGUAAGCAAUUUAAAUUAUAAAAAUAUAUCAGAAAAUUCUCUUAAAAAUAUAUCAGAUAAUUCUCUUAAAAAUAAAUUAUGUUUUGAAUUUUCCAGAACAAAUCAUCACCAUAAUAAUAAUUAUAAUAAUAAUAAUAAUAAUAAUAAUGUAGAUGAUUAUACAAAUAAUUCAAAUAAUAAUAUAUAUAUUUAUGAUACACACAAAAAUAUAAACGGAAUAAUGUAUAAUCUCGGAUUUCUAAAUCUACAUUGUUUAUUAGAAAAUAAAAAUAAACACUUCUAUUUAAUUACCCAAGGAUAUAUUAAAGCUAGUAAUUAUAUUAAAGAUCAAAUGCUUAUUCAUACAAAAAUAUAUAAUGAAAUAUUUCACACAAAAUAUAUUGACGCAAAGAAAAAUACAAGCAUCAUUUCUUCUUCCUUUGAUAGUGUUACUAAGCAAAAUGAUAAAUUAUAUUGUUUACAUAAAAAAAAAAGAAUGUUCUGUAAUAUUUGUAGAUAUAUAUUAAAACAAAAUUUUUUAAAUGAUUUCUUUUUCUUUAAAAUAUUUAUUGUUACUAAAAGGGCUAUUUUUUCAAAUCAUUCUACAAUCAAUAUAAUUUAUCAAAGUCCAUUGAUAAAAGCGGUUUUUCAUGAAAAGGAUAAUAUCAAAUAUAAAUUAGAACAAACGAAUAAUAAUCAAUAUAUAUUAAAAAUAAUAGCAAUAAAAAAAAAGAAAAUACAUAAAACAUUCUCUCUAUCGAAAAAUAAACAUUUUAGGAAAUGUCUAGAAAUUGAAUUGAUUAAUACUGAAAAAAAAAAUAUACAAAAUGAGAUGUAUGAAAGAAAGGAAAAUAUACUAGAUAAAAAAAUUUAUGGAAAACAAGUAUUUCAUAAAAAAUCAUUUGAUAAUCUGUACAACACUACAAAAGAUUCAUUAAUCAUUAAUAAUGAAAAGUAUAAAUCUGAAGUAAAAAAGAAAAAAUAUUCUUCUUACGAAAAUAUUAAAAAUUAUUCUCAAAGCUUAUCAAAUACAAGUUAUAGUAACCAUUUAUCUACCAGUAUUUGUAAGGCAAAUAAAGCAAUACUUAAUUUUAGUAUUCUCGAUGACAAGAAUAAGAAAAAAUAUGAUGUAGAAAAAUUUAUAGUACCUUCAAUAUAUUUUUGCACUAACGGAUGA
Molecule: messenger RNA, 8745 nt
Organism: Plasmodium reichenowi
Lineage: Eukaryota; Apicomplexa; Aconoidasida; Haemosporida; Plasmodiidae
Exons: 2
Coding region: 1-8745 (2914 amino acids)
Source: RefSeq, a predicted model, not a curated record